This is a messenger RNA of Ectocarpus siliculosus, 683 nucleotides long. The record is from the annotation of a GenBank genome assembly. Lineage: Eukaryota; Phaeophyceae; Ectocarpales; Ectocarpaceae.
GUCCUUCAAAAUUAUUUUUUCAACUACGAUCUAUGGAUAACGACGAGGAGCGUCAUGCACUCAACUCCGGUAUAGGCACAACUUCCGCAAAACUAAACAUUUUUUCUGCAAUGGACUCUCUUUUUCUGGGAUCAACUCCGGCCGGGUCUAGAGACAAAUGCCAGAUGAGGGCAAGAGGCAAGAGAGGGGACUAUGGCUUCACUACAGCAGUAGACAAUCGACAAGCGUAAGAGAAAACCGACCUCAGAUCAGCACUCCUCGGCUACCCUCGCCCUCCCCCCCUCGCCUGCAGGGCAGAAGGCAAUCGCAAAUGCAUAGAAUCCACCGGUUCCUUUCCCCAUUCGCUUUCAACACAAAAGAGCGGCAAGUUGCGUGCCAACCCACACACGCACGAACGCACGGUGUUUUUUUUGGAACGCAGCCGACUUUCGGGAGGGCCGUAUACUACCCUGAAGAACCCCUCGUGGGAGUAUCGCUAACCACUGACAACCUCUGCACCACAUGCUACUGGCCAGCCUAUGCCCUCGGUCGCUCGGUGGUUUACCACGUGUUCUCUGCUGAUUCCGUGUAUGUCUGAUCUCUCAUCAAACCCUCGUACCUGAUGGUGCUUCAGUCCUUCGGUACAUCAGGCCGCUCCCGGAGGUAGCGCAAACCUCCUCAUCGUAGUCGCUGUGCGCAUCGCG